Messenger RNA from Scophthalmus maximus (turbot), 3141 nucleotides. RefSeq names its product fibronectin type III and SPRY domain containing 1-like (gene fsd1l). Lineage: Eukaryota; Metazoa; Chordata; Actinopteri; Pleuronectiformes; Scophthalmidae. The record is from RefSeq and is a predicted model, not a curated record. The transcript is spliced from 13 exons. Gene Ontology annotation, molecular function: protein binding. The coding region runs from base 1072 to 2547 and encodes 491 amino acids.
AGUGGGUGAUGAGACAGGCGGCUGCGUUCUGGACCAGUUGGAGUUUUUUAAUGGAGCUGGGGCUGAUGCCAAGGAGAAGAGAGUUACAAUAAUCUAAAUGUGAGGAGAUGAAGGCGUGAAUGAGUCGUUCUGCGGCGGGGGGUGUGAGUGAGGGUCUGAUCUUGCCGAUGUUACGGAGGUGAAAGAAGGAGGUUUUGACUAUGUGGCGAAUAUGGGGUUCGAGGGAGAGGGUGGAGUCGAAGAUAAAGCCACGGUUGCGGGCCUGGGGAGAUGGGGAGACAGUGGUGCCAUCGAUGGUGAGUGUGGAUUUGGAACCGAUGAGGAGGAAUUCUGUUUCUUCGCUGUUUAGUUUCAGGAAGUUGUGUUGCAUCCAGGUCUUAAUUGCUGACAGGCAGGAGUCGACAUGGGAGAGGGGGGGGUUGUGGGGUGAUUGGGUGCUGAGGUAGAUCUGGGUGUCAUCGGCAUAGCAGUGGAAGUCCAAAUGAGCUUCAAUCAGCUGAUUGGAUGAACUGUUGCCACGCCAACCUCAUCAGCCGUCGUUAAACAACAGUCACUUCUUUCCGUUGUCACAUGGACGGGCUGAAAACACUUCAGCUCAGGGCCUCCAUAGAGAGACGGCAUGUCUGACCCACCUUUAUUCUGAAACAGACAGGAUGUAGAAACUUCCUGUUUCCACAGAAUAUAAAAUCAUUAGAGAAGAGUUUGUAAAGUAAAAGGCAAAAACAGGAAGUCGCUGAAAAGUAAAAUCAAAUGAUUCUGAGAUUCAGUGUAAGUGGGAAGCUUUCAUCGCAGUCAGCUUUUAUUCUGAAGGUCAUCUCCAAAUGGUGGUUAAACAUUUUAAUCUCUUAUUUUGAAGGUAGAACUUCUGUUUAAUACACGACUUUUACUCUGAAAGCCUUCACAAGAACAACCAGAUCAAAUUGUGCCCUGAUGAAUCUGGUUUUCAGAGCUUCGUUUUAUUUUGAAUGUCCCGACAGGAAGUUAAACUGAUUAGUGACUUCACUUCCUGUCAGUACCCCGUCUCUCUCUCUGCCUGUCUGUCUUUCUCUGCCUGUCCCUCUGUCUCAGGUGAUGGACUCUCAGAAGGAAGCUCUUCGCAGGAUCAUCAGCACAUUAGCCAAUAAAAAUAAAGAGCUCCAAGACUUCCUGGAAACAGUUGACCACACACUGACAGGAUUGCAGGAGGAGUCAUGCAAGGUGAUGUCAGACCUGGAGAUGGAGCUUGAUCAACUUAGCUCCGCCCUCAACGACAAGGGGGAGGAGCUCCGCAACAUCAUUACAGAGGAGAGGUGCAGGAAGGAGGCGGAGCUUCAGAAGCAGCGGUUGGAUGGACAUGUCGCUCUGCGGUCAUGUGACGAGCUGCUCGACUUUGCUCAUCAGACGCUGAUCAUCGACAAGGAGGAAGAAUUUCUGAAGGCUGCAAAACAAAUCAAGGAAAGAGUAACGAUGGCUCCGGCCUUUCGGCUGACGACUCGUCCGGCGGCGUCUGAGAACAUGGGACAGUUCACCGUUGACUUCGGUGCAGAGAGGGCGGGGCUUCAGCGACUUCACUUCCUGCCAGUACCGAGACCUCCAGAGAUCGACCUCUCCAGCUGCGUCGUCAGUGACAACAACAUCACUGUCGUCUGGCGACUGGUCGGUGAGGGUGACAGCGACAGCGUCUGCGGACCAAUCAAAUGCUACGAACUUGAAUACAGAAAAACAGACCACGACAGUUCACUGCGAGCUGCAGGAGAGGCAUGCUGGGAAAAAAUCUGUGACAUCACAGAGAGUCAGGUCACCAUCUCAAGUCUGAAGUUUGACUCUCGCUUUAUCAUCAUUCGAGUCCGAGCAAAAAACAAAAUGGCUGCUGGAGAGUUCUCUGACCCUGUCACCAUGGAAACCAGAGCGUAUAAUUUUGGUUUUGAUGCGUCAACGUCUCACGUUGAGCUGAAGGUUCAAGGUGACACUGUGACCUGGGACCCUCAAGGGGUUAAAGGUCAUGACCCCCGACUUAGAGGCAAAGAGAGUAAAAGCAGCAGCAGAAGUGCCACGCCGUCGCCAAAUAAGAUGACAGGAAGUCGAGCUGGACGCGACAGAUUCGCUGGAGAGUCGUACACAGUGCUGGGUGACCAGGAGAUGAUUAUGGGCUGUCAUUACUGGGAGCUCCGCCCCCUACCUGACUGGAAGUCCCUCAGCGUGGGUGUGGCCUAUCAGGCCAGCCUGGGUCGCUUUGACCAAUUAGGGAAGAGCGCAAGUUCCUGGUGUCUUCACGCCAGCCAAUGGCUGCAAAGUUCACUUGCAGCCAAACACAACAACCGAGCGAAGGCGCUGGAUUGGCCACUGCCUCAACGAAUCGGAAUCUAUUGUGACUAUGACAAUGGUGAUUUAUCAUUUAUUGACGUUGAUCGUCUUCAUGUUCUUCACUCCUUCAAAACAAAGUUCAGCCAACCACUCGUUCCUGCCUUCACUGUUUGGUGCGGUGGUAUCACCAUAACGACGGGUCUGCAGUUGCCGAGCUUCAUGGGAAAUUUCCUUUCCACCAAUCAGAGUGACCUGUCGCAGUAAAAAUCUAUAAUUAUUUAUUUUUUUCUAUUUAUUUUUUUCAUUCUGUCAGUAAUUUAAUCUCUAUUAGCUAUUUUAUUAUAUUUAGAAACUAAUAACAAAACUUUUUUUCAUUAUAAAACAGUAAUUUAAAAUAUAAAAUAAUUUUAUGGCCUAUAAUUAUUUCAAAAAAUAUUUUAAAUUAUUCCUAAAGCCAUAGUUUUAUAGUUUAUGGGUUUUAGUCUGAGGAAAUACUCAUGUGUUGACUAGGGCUUUUAUUUUGACAGAAUUUGUUGUUUUGUCGUUUGUUUGAAAGACAGACUUUUAUUUUUAACUUUUACUUUGCAACUCUAAUCCUCUGUUAUACCAAGUCAUUUAUUGUGAAAGUUUACGAUUUGUAUCAAAGGCUUUUAUUCUGAAAGACUGUAAGCAAUAGUGUUGUUCAUUCCUACUUGGUUGUAUUUUAAAGGCGAAGACAAGACAUCCUUUCUCUUUGGUUACAUUUUAUUUUGAAGGUCUAUUUAACAAAUACCGGAUGUUUAUUUUAUUCAUAGUGUUUGUAAAUGUCACGUAAACAAAAAUAUUUUUGAUAAACAGAGAAAUAAAGAAUAAAUAUUU